Messenger RNA from Megalobrama amblycephala (Wuchang bream), 1742 nucleotides. RefSeq names its product zinc finger and BTB domain containing 43 (gene zbtb43). The record is from RefSeq and is a predicted model, not a curated record. Lineage: Eukaryota; Metazoa; Chordata; Actinopteri; Cypriniformes; Xenocyprididae. The coding region runs from base 126 to 1409 and encodes 427 amino acids. Gene Ontology annotation, molecular function: protein binding; DNA-binding transcription factor activity, RNA polymerase II-specific; RNA polymerase II cis-regulatory region sequence-specific DNA binding. The transcript is spliced from 2 exons. Gene Ontology annotation, biological process: regulation of transcription by RNA polymerase II.
CUGUGCGUGAUGACGUAAGUUAUACGCAGCGCUCUGGCUCUCGGAAGAGAGAGAGGAGACAGGCUAGCUUUCAGAAAACCGGACUAAAGUGAUGCAGAAAACGAGCGAUUAACUUCUGCAUAACCAUGGAGACUGAUGCAAACUCCUUCCAUGUGGAGUUCCCCGAUUUUUCCUGCUCCCUCCUGAAGAAGCUGAACCAGCAGCGGCAGAGAGGGCAGCUGUGUGACCUCAUGGUGUCCCUCGGUGGCCAUCAGUUUCGUGCUCACCGCGCGGUGCUGGCCGCCAGCUCACCGUACUUCUGCGAUCAGGUGCUGCUGAAGAACAGCGCCCGCGUGGUGCUGCCGGACGUCAUGCAUCCGUGCGUUUUCGAGCAGCUUCUCUUGUCGUGCUACACGGGAGCGCUGUCCGUGCCAUCUGGAGAGGUGGUGGCCUUCCUUACGGCCGCGAGCUUCCUGCAAAUGUGGCACGUGGUGGACAAAUGUACUGAGCUUUUAGAAGUGGGGAAGAAGAAAAACAGCUGCAGCGGGCAUUUCGACCAUGGAUCCUCUCCGAGAGGUGACGGUUACGGCACCGACAAUGAGGACACCGGCCAGACUGCAGGUCAAGCGGAAGAUCUAGUUGAUGACGGCCUUUCGAUUCCCACUUUGGGAACUUUGGAAAGCGCCGGCUGCUCGUCUCCAGAUGAUCCGAGCAGCGAGAAUGGGUCGGAUGCAAUGGAAAACCAGUGCUCUAGACCUGCCUACGUGCCGCCGAGCAUAAUGGGACACAGGAAGAAGGUGCAUAUAAAAGCAGAGAGGCAGAAUCGAGAAGCCUGCGGCGGCCUGUUUGGCAGUGAACACACCGUGAACGAUUCGGAUGAAAACUGCCACAAUCCAAACAUAGCUGAGGAUUGUUUUGAAGAGAAGUUGGUGGAGUGUUUGGAUGGAGAUUGCUCCUACGAAGAGCCCUCGGACUUCUACGGGUCCUCCAUGGAGGGCUUUUCACAAGCCGGAGACGAGCUCUCUGACCCACCGUCCAAGGAGAAACUGCAACUAGAAGGAAGUGCAGAUGUUUCUCAAGAUGAGACACCUGUUGACGGUGGCCUGAAGGAGGAAACUUCUCACUCAGGGUUCGCCUCGGUGGUUUAUAAGCUCUAUCCGUGUCAGUGCGGCAAAAGUUUUACGCACAAAAGCCAGAGGGACCGCCACAUGAGCAUGCACCUGGGUCUGAGGCCGUUCGGUUGCGCCGUUUGCGGCAAAAGCUUCAAAAUGAAGCAUCACUUGGUGGGCCACAUGAAGAUCCACACGGGCAUUAAACCCUACGAGUGCAGCCUGUGCUCGAAACGCUUCAUGUGGAGAGACAGCUUCAACCGCCAUACCUCCACUUGUGCAAGAGCCCACCAGACCCGACGGGCCUCCCAGAUCUGCUAGUGGAACAUUUGAGAAACCUCAGCAUGGAAGCAUCCUUUACCAGAAUGCCAAAUUGAGUAUUAUUUUUUUGGCUUUUAUUUUAAACAAGAACCUCAAUUUUGAACAGAGGCCUAUUCUGUUCAUUUGUUCAGGUGUACACUACCGGUCAAAGGUUUGCAAUUAAUACAUUUUUGCAAUGGUUUUAAAAGAAGUCUCUUCUGCUCGCCUGAUCAGGGCUGUUGAUCAGUAAAAACAGCAAUAUUCUGAAAUAUUUUUACAAUUUAAAAGCACUGAUUUAUUCCUGUGAUCAAAGCUGAAUUUUCAGCAUCAUUACUCCAGUCUUCAGUGUCACAU